UUAGCCAAUUCAAAAUCUAUUAUAUCACCUGAAAAACAAGCUGAGCGACUGAUAUCACAUUUACGUGAUACUCUAGUUGAGGUUCAACAUGAUCUUCAUAUACUUUCAAAUCAAUUAUCAUCAUCAUUUAAUCAAGAAAUGAUUACAUCAAUAAUCGAUGAUUAUCAUACAUUAAAUAGUCGUAUAUUAUCAAGAAUAGAUAGUUUUGAACAAUUAAAUAAAUUAAUUCAAUUUAUACAAAAUAUAUCAAUACGAAAUAGAUUGAAUUAUGAAAACCAAUUAAUAAAUAAUGAUUAUGACUAUGUAUAUAAAGAGAUACAAUUUAAUUUAAAUAAAUUUCGUUUAUGUAAUGAAAGUGAAAAAUUAUUUAAUGAAAAAAUUUAUCAAAUAUUAAAUUGGUUAAAACAAAAACAAAUUUGUUUAAAUGAAUCAAUAGAAUUAACUAAAACAACAAUAGGUCAUACAACAAUUUUAAUAGAUUUAAAUGAAAAAUUAAAAAAAUUAAAAAGUUUAUCAGAAGACAUUGAAAAUUAUCACACAACUAUUGAAGAGAUUAAAUUAAGCGGUGAACAGUUAUGUAAAUCAGGUAGAUUUUUUGUAAAUGAAGAUUCUAUACAAAAUCGAUUAGUAAAUAUAAGUGAUAUUUAUGAAGAACUGCAAUCAGACAUAAAACGAAAAUUGUUUAUUUUAGAAUCUGCUUUGCCUGUAGCGCAAUCUUUAACAUCUUCUGUGAAUACGCUCAGUUCACGUUUGCUUAAUGUUGAAUCACGGCUUAAUGGAUUACUAGAAAUCAAUACAAAAGACGUUUGUUCAGCUGAGUUACAAAAGUCAUUAAUAGAUCAGUUAGAAUAUGAAAUGAUCAACGGACUAGAACCACAAUAUCAACAAGUUCACAGUCUUUGGAAUCAAUUAAAACAAAUUUGUAAACCUAUUGAUUUGUUUGUUACUCCUUCAACAUUGACAACAACACAUUUCCCCGAUCAUUCAGAUGCUAAACUUGGACAUGUAGAACAAAUCGAUAAUGAAUUAAAACGAUAUGACGAAUUCACUGAAAAGCUUACCGAUUUAGCUAAAAUUGUUGGUAGUAAUCGUCAAAAAGCUAAACAAUUAAUGCAUAAAUUAGAAAUCAAAUCACAAUGGUUAGAUUUAGCAUUGAAACGUUUUGAUCCGAAAAUAUCCACUUCACCAUCAUUAGAUUGGGAUAAUUAUUCUGAUGAAAAUCAUUUUAUAAUUAAUAAAUCAUUGGAAAAAAUGCCAACUAUACAUUCACUUGGUACUGAAUUUCCUUAUUUAGCUAUUCUGCCAUAUCAACCUGUUAUGUUAGAUAAACUACAUGAAAGAAUAGAACAAUUUCAAGGGAAUUGGAAAAAAUAUCAAAUUGAUUUAAGUCAAUUAUGCGAUCAAAUUCAUGACAUAAUACAAUCAUCUGCAUUACCAACAAGUUCUGCCAAUCAGAAUAGUGCUAUAAAAUCAUCAUUAUCAUCAUCGCCUAUAAAAACAAACAAAUCUUUCGUACCAUUUACAACAGAUAAAUUUUAUCAUGAAUUAAGUGAUUCUGUGUCUAGUGUUUCAAAACAAAUGAUAACACUUGAUAAUCGGUUAAGUCAAACAGAAAUUAAAUUUGCUGAAGUUUAUCCAUUAGCUAAAUGUUUUACAACUGAUAUGUAUGAAUUUCAAAACUGGCUUCAACAUAUUGAAGAAGCAAAGAAUGAAAUUGCUGACACUUUAUCAGAUUCCAGUGUUACACUUGAUGAUUUAGGAGGUAAUCGUAAACGAAUUGAAAUGAUUAAGAAUUUAGAUAAUGAGAUUGAACGUCAAAAAUCUGUAUUGGAUAGAAUUUUAAGAACAAGUGGACCAUUAUUAUCUUUAGUUGCUCCAAAUGAAGCUAAUACUGUUCGUUUGCAAGUUAAACAAAUCUGUGAUAAUUAUGCUAAUUUACGUAAAUUGAUUAAAACUCGUGCAAUCAAAGCAGAAGCCAAUUUGAAACAAUCAGAUGAGUUUGUCGAGCAAUUACAUUCAAUGUCAGAUCUCUUUUCUGCUAUAUCAGAACAAGCUGUUAGACUAGGCGUUCCUCUGGAAGUAUCCGGCACAACUGUUAAACCGUCUAUAUUAUCUAAUAUUCAAAAUGAAAGUUCAAAACAGUUACUUGACCAACAUCAAGCUUUAGAUAUGUUAGGCAGAAUACAUUCAAUGACAAGUGUUCAACCAGAUCAUUUACAAGAACAUAUUAGUGGAACAUCUGCUCUAAUGGAAGCAUUGGAAUGUCGUUUACCGGAAUUGGAAGCACUUACUAUUAGUAUUCGUGCUCAAUUGGAAUCAAAACCAACUGUAAAAGAGUCGACAACCACACGUGAACCAGGAACAGUUGAAUUAAUUGAAUCGGUUGAUUUAGAAGCAGGCCAAUUGUAUGCUUUACAUAGUUCCAUUUUGAAAAAUGCUGAAAAACUUCAAACAGAUUGGAUACAAUUACGUAACAAAUUAAGUUCACGUGUAAUUACACUACAAUCAGCUUACAAAACAUCAUCAGAACAAUUUUGGCCAAUUAUUUCAGAUCUAAAAAAUAGAUUAGAUAAAAUUAAAGAAUCAUUAAACAUUAUUGGAUCAGGUUGUAGUUUAAAUGAUCCGUGUGUUCGACGUGAUCCCCUUGAUUCAAAUAGUUAUAAAGAACAAUGUAAAGAUUUAUUUGAAUUAAGAGAAGAAUUGAAUGAUAUAAGUCAACAAUUAAAUGAAUCCUAUGAAGCUGGUCAGAAACUGAUUAAUUUAAUUAAUGGACAAAUGACUGACAAUUCAAUAUCAUCAUCUCUAUCACAAACAUCACUACUGCCAACAAUAAUGACUGAUAGUUUUAUUUUAAGACGAGAUGAAGAACAAGCUAUACGUAAUGAAGUUGAUUAUGCUUUACAUGGCUUAAAAGUAUCACAGGAACAUCUUGUUGAUAAAUGUGAAUGUUUAAUUAAACAAUUAAAUGAACGUGAAUUAUGUGCUGCACAGUUUAAGUCUGAUUUAAUAAAUUUAAUAAAAUGGUUAACAGAACAAGAAAAUGUAUGGGAUAAUUUUCAGCCCAUAUCAAAUAAUGUUGAUAUUGUUACGAAACAAUUAAAUGAAAUUGUUCAAUGGAAUGAUAAUUUGAUGAAUAAACAUUCUGAAGUAGAAGCAUUAAAUUGGUUAGCUGGAAGACUGAUGUCUAAUACAGAUAAUGAACGUUUUACUUUGGAUGAUACAAGCGAUGACGGAACAUUUCCAGUACAAAAUACUACAUCAUUACAAUCUGAUUUAACUGUAGCUAAUCGACGAUGGGACAAUUUAUUAGAUUCCGGCAAUAGUAGACGUCAUCGUUUACAAACUGUUCUGCUUGGUUUAGGUGAAUUUGAAAGUGCUAUUGAUGGAUUAACUGAAUGGAUUGAUCAAAUGCAAACAGCUGUAGAUCAAAUACCUAUACGUCGAGCAAAUAUUCGAGGAUUAGAAGCUGAUUUAGCACGUAUUAAAGUAAUUCACCACAAUAUUAACAGUCAUCAACUAGCUGUUGUAAGAAUAGAAGAACAAGCAAGGAAAUUAGAACGUGCUGAUUGCAACAAAAUCGACAAAUUCUCUGGAAUAGAUACUAAUAAAGAUGUCAAAAGAAAAUCAAAGACUUCAGAUUUAAAAACAUCAGAUAUCCGAGAUAAAAUUAUUCAAAUGAAUAAAGCAUGGGAACAUUUGAAACUAAGUGUACGCAAUAAACAAGCAGCAUUAGAAGAAGCACUGAGUGAGACCUUUAGUUUUCAUGGUCAACUGGAUCAACUUAUACGUCGCACUCGACAGUUAAGGAGUCGGAUGCCCCAACCAGGUGCACGCAUUAUGGGUGGUUUACCAGAUAGUGCACGUGAACAGUUACGUCGCUUCAUGGAAGUUUAUGAUGAACUUGUAAAAAUUGGAUCAGAGCUUGAUGAAAUGCGUCGAAAUUCAGCUGCUUUGUUAGUUAAUCAGUCUGCAGCAGAAUCAUGUAAUCAGUUAACUACUAAUCUUGAACGUUUCUCUGAACAUUAUGCUCAGUUGUUAAAACAUGCUCAAGAAAUUCGUGACCGUAUGGAAUUGGGUUUAAAACAAGUCGAAGAAUUACAUGACCAUUUAUCACAAAUGAUGCAAUGGCUUACACAAAUGGAACGUACUAUACUACAACAGAAACCAGUCAGUCGUAUUGUAGCUCGCCUAUUCCAAUUAAUACGUGAUCACACUGAAUUACGUAAAGAAAUUACUGGACAUCGUGAUGCUUUAAUUAAUUUAGAUCGUUUAGCAAGUCAAAUACAAUGUCAAUCACAAAAACAAGAUGUAAUAUUGGUAAAAAAUCUUUUAUCUAGUAUUCAUACUAGAUGGGAGCAAUUAGUUUCACGUAGUGCAGAACGUACACGUCAACUUAACACUGGUCUAAAGGAGGCCAGUAACUUUCUGGAUAAUUGGACAUCGUUAACAGAUUGGUUAAAGGAACAGUUAGCUUCACUGGAGGAAGAUGGUGAUCGUGUCGCUACAAGACCUGAGAAAGUCGCUUAUCAAUUAGCAUUACAUCGUGAAUUACAGCGAGCAUUAAGCACACGUACUGUGGCUUAUGAUGGAGUGCGUCGUUACGCUAGACAACUACGUGAUAGAGCACCAGUAUGUGAUCAUGAUGAGUUAGAUGAUAUGGUCAGUGAAUUAAAGCAUUUGUGGCAAGCAGUUUGUACGAAAGCCUUAGCCAGACAACGCACUUUAGAACAAGCUCUUUUGGCAGCUGGUCUUUAUAAAGAAGCAUUGGAAGCUUUACUUGAUUGGUUAAGUAAGAUUGAACCACAAUUGGCUGAACAACAAACUGGAAACUAUGGUGAUGUGGAUAUUGUCGAGCAAUUGUUAGAAUCUCAUAAUCGUUUCAAAGCUGAGCUGGAACAACAUGCCACAUCUGUGAAAUUAAUACAUCAAGCUGCCAGUGAUUUGAUGAAUAAAGCUUCAUCUACUACUGACUCUGGAGCUGGUUCACCAGCUAGUAAUCAAGCUGAUGUGUUUGCUAUGCAAGCUCAAUUAAAUCAUUUAUCUAAGAUAUGGGAUCGUGUACAGAUUUUAACUCAACGUCGUAGUGAACGAUUGGAUCAAGCAUUAAAAAUGGCGCAGCAAUUUCAGGAUACAUGUCGAAGUUUAAUGGAUUAUUUUGCUGGCGCAGAACGUGUUAUUCAUCGUUUGGCUGCUUUACCCACCUUCGAUGAUGAUGGUGAACUAGAAAUUGAAACUUCUGGCACUAACAAUCCACCAACUAAUUUAACAGAUGCAAUAACAGCUCAUCGGCAAACACAUUCUAAUUUAAUGAAUCAAACUGAUCGAGUUGAAGCUGCUUUACACUUAGGCAAUAAACUUUUAUCUCAAGCUCAUCCAGCAGCUGUGAAACGUUUACGUCAAUGGGUAAAUACUAUUCGUACACGAUGGGAGGAGUUAACUUCAUGGUCGGAACAACGCGGAGAACGUUUGCAAGAAGCUUUAGAAGAACAGAAUAAACGUAAACUUCAACGUGAAGAACUCAUGCAAUGGAUCCAUGUAAAAACUGGUGAAUUAAAAACUAUUCCAACAUCAAUACCGAUGUCAUCAUUGUCAUCUUCAUCGACUAAUCUACAAUCAGCUAAGAGUAAACUAGACUCAAAUGAUUCAAAGUCAAUAGACUCCAAAGACUUAUUUUCCAUAACUCAAGAACGUAUUGCUAUGUCAUCUAUAACUUCUUUAGUUCGUCAACCUAAUGUUGUUGUCAAUAGUAAUAGUAGUAUAAAUAGUAAAGAUUUAAAACAACCUGAAAUUCUUACUGACUUUACAACAGUUUUAAAUGAAAUAACCAAUUCAAAAAUCAUUGAACAAUUACUCAAUCUACAUAGUCAUUUAGAAGAAGAAGUGAGACAAAAACAACCUAUUUAUGAAAAUAUUAUAAAACAUGCUAAACGCCGUACACCAGUUAAAUCAUCUCAUAAUAUUAAUAAUAAUAAUCGCCGAAGUCGUUUACCAAUACGAUCUAGUGGUAAUCUAUUCAACCGUUCUAUUAAUACAGCAAAUCAAGAACAUAAUCCAUCUAUAUCAGUUUUCACUUCACCGAAUAUUAAUCAAUUAUAUUUAAAUUGGAGAGAAUUAUGGAUUGCAAUGUUAACACGUAAAUCCCAAUUAAAUGAACGUUUAGCUUAUUUGAAUGAAGUGGAAAAAAUGAAAAAUUUUCAUUUUGAAUCAUGGCGUCAACGUUAUGUUUCAUGGUUAAGUACAAAUAAAGCACGUGUUAUUGAUUUAUUUCAUCGUAAAGAUCGUGACCGAGAUGGUCGACUUACAAGAGCUGAAUUUAUUGAUGGUAUAAUAGAAAUGAACAGUGCAAGUCGAAAAAAAUUCCAAACAAGCCGUGUUGAAAUGGAAACAGUUGCAGAUAUAUUCGAUGCUAACGGAGAUGGAUAUAUUGAUUAUCGUGAAUGUUUAAAUGCAUUAAGAGCUAAUUAUAGUAAUUUUGAUAGAACAUCAUCGAAUACUAAUGGUGACAGUUCAUUAAGUUUAAAUCGUUUCGGUCCAUCGGAUGAAGAAACCAUUAAUGAUGAAUUAAAACGUCAAGUUGGCUUGUGUACAUGUCAUAACACAUAUAAAAUUAAGAAAAUGGCAACAAAUAAAUAUCGGUUCGGUGACUCACAAAAAUUAUGUCUAGUUCGCAUCCUUCGUAGUGCUGUAAUGGUUCGUGUAGGUGGUGGCUGGGUGACACUGGACGAAUUUUUAGUUAAAAAUGAUCCAUGUCGAGAUGCCUGUGAACGCUUAACUAGUAUAGCAGAUUUAGCUAAAGCAGCCGGUGUUGGUCACGGUUCAUACUGGUUUCCUUCAUCUGUUACUUUUCCACAUUCAUCUUCAACAGUAAAAUCAAACCAUCGAAACAACUUAAAUAAUAGUAGUAAUAAUUAUAAAUAUAAUCAUCCGGUGAUUAGUUCAACAAGUAGCUGUAGUGAAAGUGGUCAUAGUAGUAGUUGUCAUGAUAGUAAACAGAUUACUGAUUAUCUUAUGUCGAACACAAUGAAUAAAAAUUCUAUAAUAAAAUCUUCUGAAUCAUCUUUAUCUAGUUCAUCACGUUUAAAAACUGUUCAUAAACGUUCACGUAAUGAUACUCAUAAUUUAUAUCAAUUAAUGAUGAAUGGUCCUGGACAAGAUAAUGCAUUUUAUUUAGUUAUGCCUAGUACGAAGCCUAAUCCAGCAAAUCAUAAUAACUGUAGUUAUAGUAAUAAUAAUAAUAAUACCACUAAUUCUCAUACACUAGGAAAGAAACAUCAUUCAUUACGUACUAGAAAAUAAUCUAAACUUCUUAAUAAACAAUGUCAACUACAAACUACAUACAUUCAAAAAUAUACAUUUAUAUAGUUGUAUAUAUUCACACUUUAUAUGAUAUAUCUUCAUUUUACACAAAACCAAUUCUAUAAAUAUAUAAAAUAUUUUCUUUGUAAUUUAACAUUCAUUACAUUCUUUACAUUGGCCAACACUGGAGUAAUUAUUGUCUUUUACUUUGAUCAAAUGGAAUCUAGUCAUCUAUAUUUAUAUUUGUUAUUAUGAUCCACUUCUCAAUGGAAACCGAGUAGUGAUUUUAAUGAAGAUUUGCACAGUUCAUCUGAUUGUGCAAUUGCACCAAUCACACCUACAUUGACAACGUUUCAGCGUAAAUCCUCUUCCCUUACCCAUCGUCCACGAUCAUCACCAACAUCACAAUAUAGUACAACGUCAGCCAGUUCAUAUGCAUCAUUACCUACAUCAAAUCAUGAUUUGAAUGUAGUUAAAAAUAACGAUGAAAAUGAUAAUUCUGUCACUGAUAACACUAAUGCUAAUAAUAGUAAUAAUAUUAUUAAAUAUCAUUAUGAUCUACAGUCUAUAAUACCAUCUCGUCAUUCUGCUGCUUCAUUAUCUCAACCUCAUAGAAAUAGUAUGCAUGGUGAAACAAUUUAUGAAAAAAGUGUAGAUGAUAAUUUACAUCAAAGACGUGCUUCAGCACUUUGUACACCUUCCACAAGUAACGCAACACCAACAUUUUCCAAAGAAUUCAAUAACAAACAAUCUGGUGUCAUUCAAUCUGAACAUUUACCUCAAAUAAGUAAAACAAUGUCCAAAUCUCAACUUGCUACAUCCUCACCUAGGAAUGAUUCAUUACCAACUGAUUCUAAUUUAAUUCAAUUCAGUACGAAAACAAAUAAAGAUUCUGUAACUGUGCCCGGUUCAGUUUGUAAUAAUUCACGUAUAGAUAUGUUAUCAAAAUCUAAAAUUCCUUUAUUACAAUCUAAUCUAAACCCUGACAAUACAAACUAUCAACAAUCGACAGAAUUAAGUGACGUUACCGCUGAUGCUGACACCACAAAUAACAGUAAUAAUAAUAUAGCUAUGUGAAAAACUGUUUAUUAGUUGUUUAUUUUAAUUCAACUAAAUGUGUAUAUCAAAAUUUACUUUGACCCCUUAAAAAUGGUUACUUUCGUUAAUUUAUUUUCGAAUUUGUUUUCUUUUACUUAAUCACAUUAUCUAAAGCAAUUAGUCCCUUAUAUAAAUUUCGAUAGAAGAAUGAGAUCAACUCCGUCUUCUCAUUGUUCUAUCUAAAUCACAUUAUCAUUUAUUUUAUUGGAAGUAGAGUUUAUUAUUUAUUGUGUGUUGUAUUAUUCUUUUUCUGUUUUUUUUCUUUUUUGUUCGCUUUGCUUUACACAUCACAGAUUUGAAGAUAAAAUCUACUUACUUAUUGUAUAAAUAAAUAAGAAUAUUAGAUAUGUGCACUUGAAAAAUAGCCUUUAUGCGAAAAACGCUCUUUUUAUUGUUGUUUUUUUCAUAUAAUUUUAUUAAAUAACUAAUAGUCUACUUAAAUUUCUUCCUUUACACUCUUUGUUCCGAAUUACGUAGCAACAACAUCAUCAUCAACAACAACAAUAGCAAAAACAUUUACAUAUCGUUUAAAAAAAGUGUCUACAAAUGUUAUUUCUAGAUUUUAUGCGUUUUAUUAUUGGGAAUGGGUUAAUUAUUUGAUUAGUUGGAUGAAUAGGUCAAAGAGGCAGUGUGCGAUGAAUGGGCGGUGGUUAGGUCAAUCAAACAGUACUGUUGUCAUAUUUGUCCUUGUCAAUUCUAAUAUUAUAUUAAUUAAUAUACAGCUGCCAUUAUUUUGUGCUGAUAAUUUUCAUUGUAUCUACUUACGAAUUCAAGUUAAUUUUUGUUAUUUCAUUUAUUCUUAUAAAUAUUUUAUCUUGUGCUCUUUUCUUUAUCGCUUUUAUUUGUGUGAUGAACUACUUAGUUGUUCUGUAUUUCUGAUUGUCUUCAUGUGUUUUCCUAGAUUCCUUCAUACGCUUGUAUCAUUCAAUUUCUGUUGUAAGAAAAAAAGUUCUCUUAUUGUUAUUAUUCAUUGUCAGUUUAUAUGAAAAUAGAAAUACAUCUAUAUUAAUGAUGUCUUUAG
Molecule: messenger RNA, 9415 nt
Organism: Schistosoma spindalis
Lineage: Eukaryota; Metazoa; Platyhelminthes; Trematoda; Strigeidida; Schistosomatidae
Source: the annotation of a GenBank genome assembly